This is a messenger RNA of Felis catus (domestic cat), 2494 nucleotides long. It is a transcript of the gene KCNJ9, whose product is annotated as potassium inwardly rectifying channel subfamily J member 9. The transcript has 3 exons. The record is from RefSeq and is a predicted model, not a curated record. Gene Ontology annotation, cellular component: plasma membrane. Gene Ontology annotation, molecular function: G-protein activated inward rectifier potassium channel activity. The coding region runs from base 1316 to 2494 and encodes 392 amino acids. Gene Ontology annotation, biological process: regulation of monoatomic ion transmembrane transport; potassium ion import across plasma membrane. NCBI's taxonomy places the organism in Eukaryota, Metazoa, Chordata, Mammalia, Carnivora, Felidae.
CGGAGCUGCCGCUACGUUUAGGAGGAACAGCGGUGUCCUGUGGCUCCCACCCUCCAGGGGGGCCGGGGAAGGGGUGGUGUCAGGGGCAUGGACGCUACCCCCCAGGGGUCUCUGCUGCCGGCUACUCUCCUCUCCACGCGCUGUGAGUUGAGUUGCGGGGGACUGGGGUUUGGGCCCCUAAAUCCAAGGCAAGCGGGGGCUUGGGAACAGCUCGUUCCUGAGGGAGCUUGCACCAGAGCCCCUUCCAAAAAAUAACCCCCCCCCCCUGCUGGCCAGCACUCCGCAGGGGGAGAAAGGGAGAUCCAGGAAAAUGUGGCCCUGGGGUCUUCUGGAAAGGGGUCACAGCAUGCACAAGAAAUAAGGAGUAAGCUGGAGGAACAGGAGUCUCUGGAGGGAAGGUGCAGAAAUCAAGUCUAUUUCACACCUUUACCUCCCCACUGAGAAAUAUGCAGCCUCCGCUCAGGAAGACAGGCGAGGGGACACGAAGUAAGGCUCGCCUAGAUCCCCGGGGCGGUGGAAAGCAAGAGAAUUCUGGGGGUGAUCAGACCCUGGGGUUCCUGCCCACCCCUGUGCAGAGAGAUCUGCCUAAGCGGGCAGAUGGGGGCUCAGAUGACCUAAGACCCCGAGAGAACAUCUGGAAGCCUCCCUGGGGCUGACGCUAGGAAAAGUGGGAACCAGGUACUUUUUUGCAUGACUUGGGGUCUCUGAGCCAGUCAGUGCUUAGAGAGAACUUCUAGCGGGCAUCCCUGGCUGCAAGCAGGGAAAGGGAAGCUCAUUGUGGGGGGAGGGAAAGACCCUGAUCUGCCCUGGACCCUGUGUCCCCUGACUCCUCUUGGACAAUCAAUGUGGGGGAGGUGUCCCUAAGUUCCAAGGCGUCUUUUUUUAUUUUUCCUCCUGCCCUCUACCCCAAACACACACACACACACACACACACACACACACACACACACUCCAGCCGAACACCUCAUUCCAGAACUUAAAUUCUGGAGCGCCGGGAUUGGAGUUGUAUAUCCGAGCAGUCUCUCCCCGGGGCCUUGGUCAAACAUCCAGGCCAUCUGUGAUCCUUGUCGCCUUCCUCCUGUCCAGCCGCCCCUCCCCCAUCCCAGCCAACCCAGGUUUCCCUGGAGUGGGCGGAGAGAACGAGUCCCAGGAAGAAGGGAAGGUUGAACAGGACCACGUCCUUCUUCUAAAGCUUUCCUUGCAGGGGUCUGGGGCCGGGGGAGGGGCUCUGGACCUCUCUCUCAGCACCCUGCAGCCCAGAUUGCUCCUGGGGGGAAGAAUCUGAAGCGAAAUCAGGCCCCCUGCGGCCGCCGCCAUGGCGCGGGCCGGCGCCCCCCGCUCCCCGGGCCCCGAGCCGCCGCGCCGCCGCGGCCGCCAGCGCUACGUGGAGAAGGACGGCAGGUGCAACGUGCAGCAGGGCAACGUGCGCGAGCCGGGCCGCUACCUGACCGACCUGUUCACCACGCUGGCCGACCUGCAGUGGCGCCUGAGCCUGCUCUUCUUCGUGCUCGCCUACGCGCUCACCUGGCUCUUCUUCGGCGCCAUCUGGUGGCUGGUGGCCUACGGCCGCGGCGACCUGGAGCACCUGGGCGACGCGGCGUGGACGCCGUGCGUCAACAACCUCAACGGCUUCGUGGCCGCCUUCCUGUUCUCCAUCGAGACGGAGACCACCAUCGGCUACGGGCACCGCGUCAUCACCGACCAGUGCCCCGAGGGCAUCGCGCUGCUGCUGCUGCAGGCCAUCCUGGGCUCCAUGGUGAACGCCUUCAUGGUGGGCUGCAUGUUCGUCAAGAUCUCGCAGCCCAACAAGCGCGCCGCCACGCUCGUCUUCUCGUCGCACGCCGUGGUGUCGCUGCGCGACGGGCGCCUGUGCCUCAUGUUCCGCGUGGGCGACCUGCGCUCGUCGCACAUCGUCGAGGCCUCCAUCCGCGCCAAGCUCAUCCGCUCGCGCCAGACGCUGGAGGGCGAGUUCAUCCCGCUGCACCAGACCGACCUGAGCGUGGGCUUCGACACGGGCGACGACCGCCUCUUCCUCGUGUCGCCGCUCGUCAUCAGCCACGAGAUCGACGCCGCCAGCCCCUUCUGGGAGGCGUCGCGCCGCGCCCUGGAGAGGGACGACUUCGAGAUCGUCGUCAUCCUCGAGGGCAUGGUGGAGGCCACCGGAAUGACCUGCCAAGCUCGGAGCUCCUACCUGGUGGACGAGGUGCUGUGGGGCCACCGGUUCACGUCGGUGCUCACGCUGGAGGACGGCUUCUACGAGGUGGACUAUGCCAGCUUCCACCAGACCUUCGAGGUGCCCACACCCUCGUGCAGCGCCCGGGAGCUGGCCGAGGCCGCCGCCCGCCUAGACGCCCAUCUUUACUGGUCCGUCCCCAGCCGGCUGGAUGAGAAGGUGGAGGAGGAGGGGGCCGGGGAGGGCGCGGGCGGAGGGGCCGGCGCGGACAAGGAGCAGAACGGCUGCCUACCGCCCCCGGAGAGCGAGUCCAAGGUGUGA